Messenger RNA from Leishmania mexicana MHOM/GT/2001/U1103, 780 nucleotides. RefSeq lists its product as hypothetical. NCBI's taxonomy places the organism in Eukaryota, Euglenozoa, Kinetoplastea, Trypanosomatida, Trypanosomatidae. The transcript has a single exon. Gene Ontology annotation, biological process: signal transduction. The record is from RefSeq and is a predicted model, not a curated record. Gene Ontology annotation, molecular function: protein kinase binding. Gene Ontology annotation, cellular component: nucleotide-activated protein kinase complex; nucleus; cytoplasm. Bases 1 to 780 code for a protein of 259 amino acids.
AUGACCGGAAACGUACCUGCCCCAACCUUCCCCAUUGUGCUGCGCUACCAGGACCAGGAUGUGCGUACGUUGAUCGAGUCGAGGAAGCCUGUGUACGUCGCUGUGGAGGCAAUGAACUGGCAGCCGCUGCCCAUGACACCGAGCGCGGACUCCUUCUACGCGCUACUUGAGCUCCCGCCCGGCAACCACAACUACCGCUUCCUUGUCAAUGGGAUGGAGGUCGUGGACAGCACGCAGCCGCUGACACCGGGGACGGCCUCGUCAAACGCGCCCGUCCCCCCGCAGACUGUGCAGAUGCCCGUCGGUUUAGCAGUGACGCAGCCGCUGCCGAAGCCAGUUCCGGCCCGUGACGGCAAGCCGGCGAACACUAUCUUCCUGAACGACGUGCUGCUGACGACAAAGGAAGACGACGACAUCAUGGACAAUGGGGAGGGCUGGGGCCAGGAGCCGAUCAUGUUCGAGGAGUCCCGAAAGUACCCACCGAUUGUGCCACUGCACCUGCGGUACACCCCUCUCAAUACCCCACCCACGCUCGUGCGCUGCUCCCGCGACGGUCGCAUGGCGGUUAUGGACGCUAGCGCAGAGCACAGCUUCCGCGUGCCGCCGGAGCACCUGCCCCUGCCGCUUAGCGUCACGAUUAACCACGUGUACUUCCAGCGCCGCGAGGACCACGCGGUCAUGGGCGUAACGACGCGCUACUGCAACAAAUACACGACGGUGGUCUACUAUUCGCACCUGCCAGCGAACCCGGUCGGUCCCUUGGAGACACUGAAGGCAUAG